AUACCUUCAGAAUCACGAGCCUUGUAUCCCAAUAGUGGUGUCAGAGCCAUCAUCACUCUCACAAGUUCCGAUCAUGGCCACUCCCAAUGAUUCCCCAAACUCUGCUGCCUCAAAAACCUCCACAACUACUGCUAUUACUGUCCUCAACCUAGGCCUAACCAACGGCCCACUUUCCUUCAACUCAACCGCAUUUCCGAUGAAACUAACUCCCACAAAUUAUUUAUCUUGGAAGGCUCAAUUUACCUCUUUGCUUGCAGGUGAUGAACUUGAUGGCUAUCUUGAUGGCAGACAUCCCUGUCCAAUUGCAAUAACACCUGAAUACAGCUUAUGGGCACACCAAGAUCAACUUCUGCGCCAUGCCCUCAUCACCUCCGUCUCGGAGAAUAUUACCCCAUACAUUACUGCUGCUGCUACAGCCCAACAGGCGUGGGAAACCUUGGCCAAACUAUAUGCUAAUCAUUCCCACACUCGGCUCUGUGGCCACACUGGGUACUUUGCCAAAAAUUGUCCAAAUUAUCGUGUGCAAGUCGUCAGUCCAAUGGCAAAUAUUGCAUCUUCCUCGGUCGCCUUCUUUGAUGACUGUCUCUUGGAUUCUGGGGUCAACAAUCAUGUGACCACUGACUUGACCAACUUAGCACUUCAUUCAGAAUACAAUGGACCUAAUGAAUUGCAAAUUGGCGAUGGUACAGGUUUGAAAAUCACCCAUGUGGGGCACUCCACGCUAUCCACUCCGACUUCUUCUUUACCUUUACGCAAUGACACAUGCACGGGGGAGACACUACUAAAAGGACCCAACAUUCAUGGGAUCUACCAAGUCCCAAGAAAAAUUAAUCCGAGACCAUAAGCACUAGUGGGAGUGAGAACAACUAUGGCGAAUUGGCAUUCACGCUUAGGUCAUCCUUCAACACAGACCCUAAAAUAAAUUAUCAAUGUUUUUCAUUUACCAUUAUUCAAUAAAAUAAAUUUUUCUUU
Messenger RNA from Rubroshorea leprosula, 972 nucleotides. The record is from the annotation of a GenBank genome assembly. Lineage: Eukaryota; Viridiplantae; Streptophyta; Magnoliopsida; Malvales; Dipterocarpaceae.